This is a messenger RNA of Quercus lobata, 1893 nucleotides long. It is a transcript of the gene CKX3, whose product is annotated as cytokinin oxidase 3. NCBI's taxonomy places the organism in Eukaryota, Viridiplantae, Streptophyta, Magnoliopsida, Fagales, Fagaceae. The transcript has 5 exons. Gene Ontology annotation, molecular function: cytokinin dehydrogenase activity; FAD binding. The record is from RefSeq and is a predicted model, not a curated record. Gene Ontology annotation, biological process: cytokinin metabolic process. The coding region runs from base 73 to 1698 and encodes 541 amino acids.
GACAGCCCUCACCAACUUUAUAUUCCUCUUCUUCUUAUUGUUCUUCUUCAUCACCCAUUCCCUCUCUUAAAAAUGGUUGAAACUUUUCCAAUUACAACAUAUUUCAUGCUACUAUUUUUAUUUUUAAGUUUUUUGGUGUCCACCUUAGGAGAGCCAAAGCUAAGUACAAAUUGUCGUUCAUCCAAGCUCCAAAACCCUGUCUAUCAAAAUAGAAAGCUCCAAAACCUUGAUAUCAUAAGUAAGCUUCGUGAUGACCAUGAUGCCAUUAAAUUAGCCUCUAGUGAUUAUGGCAAUAUGGUUCACGAGAUUCCAGCCUCAAUUCUUUAUCCAACUUCUAUAAAUGAUAUUGAAACCUUAAUAAAAUUUGCUCACAAUAAUUCUGCUCCUUUUACUAUAGCUGCUAGAGGCCAAGGCCAUUCUGUCCGUGGACAAGCAAUGGCUCGUAAUGGGGUUGUUGUGAACAUGAGAUCCUUGAAAAAUCAUAGAAAUGGGUUUGGAAUCACUGUCUCUGAAACCCCAUCAAUGGGUUUUUUUUAUGCUGAUGUUGGUGGUGAACAGCUUUGGAUUGAUGUUUUGAAUGCCACACUUGAACAUGGACUUGCACCGGCCUCAUUCACCGACUAUUUGUACCUAACUGUUGGAGGGACACUCUCCAAUGCAGGGAUUAGUGGCCAAACCUUCCGUUAUGGUCCUCAGAUCAGCAACGUGUAUGAAAUGGAUGUCAUCACUGGGGAAGGUGAUUUUGUUACUUGCUCCCCAGAAAAGAACAGGAAGCUCUUUUAUGCGGUUCUUGGUGGUUUAGGCCAAUUUGGGAUUAUAGUCAGAGCAAGAAUUGCCCUAGAGCCAGCUCCAAAGAGGGUCAAGUGGGUUCGAAUGCUUUAUAAUGACUUCUCUGCAUUUACUAAAGACCAAGAGAGCUUGAUAUCACUCAAUGGAAGGAAGCAAAACAAUGCACUUAAUUACUUGGAAGGUUUACUUCUCAUGGAUAAGGGUACACCAGAAAAUUGGAGAUCAACCUUUUUUCCAUUAUCCGAUCACUCCAGAAUUAUUUCCCUUGUGACCAAAUAUGGCAUCAUCUACUGUAUAGAAGUAGCCAAAUAUUAUGAUGACUACACUCUUAAUUCAGUGGACAAGGAACUCCAAGUUUUGUUCGAAGGGUUGAGCUUUAUUCCUGGAUUUACAUUUGAGAAGGACAUCUCAUACAUAGAUUUUCUGAAUAGAGUCCAAAGUGGAGAGCAAAAGCUUCAGUCACAAGGACUAUGGGAUAUUCCUCAUCCAUGGCUGAAUCUCUUUGUACCAAAAUCUCAUAUCUCAGAUUUUAAUUCCAUUGUUUUCAAGGACAUUGUUCUUAAACGUAACAUUACCACAGGACUUGUCCUCGUUUACCCUAUGAACAGGAACAAGUGGGAUGAUAGGAUGUCUGCGGUUAUACCUGAUGAAGAUGUGUUCUACACCAUAGGCUUUUUACAUGGAAGUGGGUUUAAUGACUGGGAAACCAUUGAUUUACAAAACAAGGACAUACUGCAGUCUUGUUAUAAUGCCGGUGUUGAAGUUAAACAGUAUCUUCCCAAUUACAAGACAAUGGAAGAUUGGAAAAACCAUUUUGGCAUGAAGUGGAGAACUUUUCAAGAGAGAAAAGCUCAGUUUGAUCCGAAAAUGAUACUAUCACCAGGACAAAGAAUUUUCAAUAACAAUUGAAGCAUAAAUGUAUUAGCUAGUGUGACUGGAGUGUAGGUGUAGUGAAAAUAUAUAUUUCUAUCCUUCGCCUUUUGUAGUAGAAGUUUCACUUUUUUACUUCUCGUACUAUUUAUGCCUUUUUUUCUUUUUCCUUUUUUGUAUCAUUAGCAAUCAGUAGUUAUGAGAAUUAAAUUAAUAAACAUAAUCUUGAUGGUC